Messenger RNA from Oncorhynchus keta (chum salmon), 1288 nucleotides. Its product is annotated as ATP-binding cassette sub-family C member 9-like. NCBI's taxonomy places the organism in Eukaryota, Metazoa, Chordata, Actinopteri, Salmoniformes, Salmonidae. Gene Ontology annotation, biological process: potassium ion transport. The annotation marks the transcript as partial. The transcript is spliced from 8 exons. Gene Ontology annotation, molecular function: sulfonylurea receptor activity; ATP binding. The record is from RefSeq and is a predicted model, not a curated record. Gene Ontology annotation, cellular component: membrane.
CUGAGUGAUAUUUCUGCAGAAAGCCACGUCUUUCCACCGUGUAGGAGUGGACGCAAUAAUCAUACGACGCUGCUACUGACAGCGCGAGCGCAGUUCUAAUGGAAUGAAUGAAUUCGCUUCAGAACGGCAGCGUCCUCCAUUGCAUCAUUUCACAAAUCUCACCAGGAUAAAAUCAAUGACCGGACAAGACAAGACAUCCCAUAACAGGACGCGUCUAAAAAACCGACGGAACACAGCGGAGCCGUAGAUAGGGGCUUCUCUGGACCAAUAAGGUGGCAUGGCUGGCCUGUCGUUCUGUGGCAACAAUGUGACCAAGAAUGCCUACAGUGUGGAUACGGGGAUGUUGAACAAUGGCUGCUUCGUGGACGCCCUCAACCUGGUCCCUCACGUCUUCCUGCUCUUCAUCACCUUCCCUAUCCUCUUCAUUGGCUGGGGCAGUCAGAGCUCUAAGGUUCAGAUCCACCAUAACACCUGGCUCCACUUCCCUGGACACAACCUGCGCUGGAUCCUCACAUUCACUCUGCUGUUUGUCCACGUCUGUGAGAUCGCUGAGGGAAUCGUCUCCAACAAACAGAUGGACACCAAUCACCUCCACCUCUUUAUGCCAGCGUUUAUGGGUUUCAUAGCAGCCACUACAUCUGUGGUGUACUACCACAACAUAGAAACCUCCAACUUCCCCAAACUACUGCUGGCUCUGUUUAUCUACUGGGUUCUGGCGUUCAUCACCAAGUCCAUCAAGCUGUGGAAGUUUGCAGAGUACGGCGUUGGAGUGCUGCACCUGAGGUUCUGUAUCACAGCCCUGCUGGUCGUUCUGUACGGACUCCUCAUGGCUGUAGAGAUCAACGUCAUCAGGGUCAGGAGGUACGUGUUCUUCGCCAACCCCCAGAAGGUAAAGCCUCCAGAGGACCUUCAGGACCUGGGAGUGAGGUUCCUCCAGCCCUUCGUCAACCUCCUCUCCAAGGCCACAUACUGGUGGAUGAACCCCCUGAUUAUAGGAGCCCAUAAAAGACCCAUUGAGCUGAAGAAGAUUGGCAAACUCCCCAUCGCCAUGAGAGCCCUCACCAACUACCUGAAGCUCAAAGACGCCUACGAGGAUCAGAGGCAGAAUGCCGAGGACCCAGAGAAGGCUCCAUCCAUCUGGCGUUCUAUGUACCGGGCGUUUGGCCGACCCAUCCUCCUCAGCAGUACCUUCCGUUACCUGGCGGAUCUGCUGGGCUUCGCCGGGCCGCUCUGCAUCUAUGGAAUCGUCGAACAUCUCAACAAAAAGCCUGUCAAGGAAGGGAGUGUG